CCUCUCUGCCUCACUCGUCACUCACGCAGCCGUCGUCGGUCCGUUGCACAUAGACCCUCACAUCUCGACGUCGCCCCCUCAGCCUGUGUCCCCUCACCUCUCGCAGUCGCACCGCUUCACACAGACCCUUACUCUCGCCGUCGCACCUCCCCUCACCUCUCGCACCAAUCGCCGUCUCACACAGCCCCUCUCACAGCCACGUAUUUCUCACGGACCCACGUUUUGCUCACUUUUGAAGGAAGUCCAGUUUCUUUGCCAUCUUGCUGUUGUUGCUGGUGAUUUAAUUCAACAUGUCGUCGCUAAGGAAUGCUAUCAGUAGACGAGCUCACAAAGAAAGAUCUCAACCGCAUUCAAGGAGAAAAUUUGGUCUUCUUGAAAAGCACAAGGAUUAUGUCGAGCGGGCACAAGUUUUUCACAAAAAGGAGCAGGCUUUGCAGAAACUUAGGGAGAAAGCUGCUUUCAGAAACCCAGAUGAGUUUUAUUUUCGGAUGAUGAAAGCAAAAACUGUUGAUGGAGUCCACAAAUUAGAGAAUGAGGCAAACAAAUAUAAUACGGAAGAGCUUAUGCUUAUGAAGACCCAAGAUAUGGGAUAUAUUCUUCAGAAAUUGCAGAGCCAGAAAAAGAAACUUGAAAAGCUUACUGCCGUUCUGCACUCUCUUGAUAGUCAGCCAUCUAAUGGACACGUUUAUUAUGCUGAAGACAGGGAGGAGGCUAAAGAAAUACAAUCACGUUUAAAGAAAAGGAGGAAAAUGCCUACUUCUGAUUAUGUUUUCAAUGAUGAUAUUAGAAGCAAAACUGCUGCUUCCUAUAGAGAACUGGAAGCAAGGAGGAAUAGAGUGAGUCAGUUGGAGAAACUCUAUAUGGAUAUGGCAUUGCAGAAGGAACUACAGAAAAAGGGCCGGAAGCGCAAAUUACGUGAAGAUGAGCUUGCUUGUCCCACUUCUAAACCAGUAUACAAGUGGCGGUCAGAACGGAAGCGUUGAAAAGGUAUUUAUAUACUUAUUUAAUUGUUAUAUAUACUUGGUACUAACCCCCAAGGGUUGGCUCAAGUGGUAAAAGUCUUGGGCUUCGGGAUUUGCUCCCCCUAAGUCUAAGGUUCAUUUUAUCCUUGGGUGUAAACAAUCUUUAGGGGCUAUCGGACUGAGGGAUUUUUCUCUUGAAUUACCCGAGGUGCACUUGCAGAAAACUCCUAGACGAGGGCCUGUGCACCCCCGGGAUUAGUCGGGACACUGUUCCCGGACACCCGAUACCAAUAAAAAAAAUAUAUACUUGGUACUUAUACUGAUCUAAUAUUCUGAGAAUGCAGUGUCUUU
This is a messenger RNA of Juglans microcarpa x Juglans regia, 1313 nucleotides long. RefSeq names its product probable U3 small nucleolar RNA-associated protein 11. Gene Ontology annotation, cellular component: small-subunit processome; nucleolus. The coding region runs from base 291 to 983 and encodes 230 amino acids. Gene Ontology annotation, biological process: rRNA processing. The record is from RefSeq and is a predicted model, not a curated record. The transcript has 10 exons. Lineage: Eukaryota; Viridiplantae; Streptophyta; Magnoliopsida; Fagales; Juglandaceae.